GAGAAAAAUGGAACCUGUCCUGUUGUAAAUAGCGAUUACUUUGGAUUGUGCGUCGAAGCAUGUAAUGGCGAUGCCACGUGCGGAGGGAGUGAGAAGUGUUGUUCCAACGGCUGCGGACAUACAUGCAUGGAACCACUACCAGGUACCUUGAAUCCCUUGUGUGCAGAGGUUAUGUGUGAGAUGUUUUGUGAACACGGUUUCGAACAAGACGACAAUGGGUGUGACAUGUGUACUUGCAAAGCGAAUCCCUUGUGUGCAGAAGUUAUGUGCAUGAUGUUUUGUGAGCACGGUUUCGAGCAGGACGAGAAUGGGUGUGAUACAUGUAUUUGCAAAGCGAACCCUUUAUGUUCAGAAGUUAUGUGUGAGAUAUUUUGUGAGCAUGGUUUCGAACAAGACGAUAAUGGGUGCGAUAUGUGUGUUUGCAAAGCGAACCCUUUGUGUCCAGAAGUUAUGUGCAUGAUGUUUUGUGAGCACGGUUACGAAAAGGACGACAACGGGUGCGACACGUGUGUUUGCAAAGUGAAUCCCUUGUGUUCACAAUUUAUAUGCGAUAUCUUUUGUGAACACGGUUACGAACAGGACGAUAACAGGUGUGAUUUAUGUGAAUGCAAAGAAAUCAAAAAUGGUCAAUGUCCGGACCAAGAAAUGCAUAUUACCAAUGGGACACUUGGAGCAUGCGCAGACAUGUGCACUUCUGACAACACUUGUCCUAGUUUCAAGAAGUGUUGUUUCAGUGGAUGUGGUCACGUGUGUGUCGAGCCAAAAUCAGUUGAAAAAAUUGGAAUCUGUCCUGUUGUAAAUAACGGCUCAUUUGGCUUGUGCGUCGAGGCAUGUAAUGGCGACGCCACGUGCGGAGGGAGUGAGAAGUGUUGUUCCAACGGCUGCGGACGUACAUGCAUGGAACCAACCAACCCCUUGUGUCCAGAGGUUAUGUGCAUGAUGUACUGUGAGCACGGUUUCGAACAGGACGAGAAUGGGUGCGAUAUGUGUGUUUGCAAAGCCAACCCUUUGUGUCCAGAGGUUAUGUGCAUGAUGUACUGUGAGCACGGUUUCGAACAGGACGAGAAUGGGUGCGAUAUGUGUGUUUGCAAAGCCAACCCCUUGUGUCCAGAGGUUAUGUGCAUGAUGUACUGUGAGCACGGUUUCGAACAGGACGAGAAUGGGUGCGAUAUGUGUGUUUGCAAAGUUGAAAAAAUUGGAAUCUGUCCUGUUGUAAAUAACGGCUCAUUUGGCUUGUGCGUCGAGACAUGUAAUGGCGACGCCACGUGCGGAGGGAGUGAGAAGUGUUGUUCUAACGGCUGCGGACGUACAUGCAUGGAACCAGAAAACCCACUGUGCCCAGAAGUGUUGUGCAUUAUAACUUGUGAGCACGGUUACGAACAAGACGGCAAUGGGUGCGAUACCUGUGUUUGCAAAGCGAACCCCUUGUGUCCAGAGUUUAUGUGCAUGAUGUACUGUGAGCAUGGUUUCGAACAGGACGAGAAUGGGUGCGACACCUGUGUUUGCAAAGCCAACCCCUUGUGUCCAGAGUUUAUGUGCAUGAUGUACUGUGAGCAUGGUUUCGAACAGGACGAGAAUGGGUGCGACACCUGUGUUUGCAAAGCCAACCCCAUGUGUCCAGAGGUUAUGUGCAUGAUGUACUGUGAGCAUGGUUUCGAAAAGGACGAGAAUGGGUGCGACACCUGUGUUUGCAAAGCGAACCCCUUGUGUCCAGAGGUUAUGUGCAUGAUGUACUGUGAGCACGGUUUCGAACAGGACGAGAAUGGAUGCGAUAUGUGUGUUUGCAAAGCCAACCCAUUGUGUCUAGCUAUUAGGUGUAUGAUCUUUUGUGAGCACGGUUACGAACUGGACGAUAAUGGGUGCGAUACGUGUGUUUGCAAAGCCAACCCCUUGUGUGCAGAGGUUAUGUGCAUGAUGUACUGUGAGCAUGGUUUCGAACAGGACGAGAAUGGGUGCGACACCUGUGUUUGCAAAGCGAACCCCUUGUGUCCAGAGUUUAUGUGCAUGAUGUACUGUGAGCAUGGUUUCGAACAGGACGAGAAUGGAUGCGACAUGUGUGUUUGCAAAGCCAACCCAUUGUGUCUAGCUAUUAGGUGUAUGAUCUUUUGUGAGCACGGUUACGAACUGGACGAUAAUGGGUGCGAUACGUGUAUUUGCAAAGUUCCAAAAGAUGGUCUCUGUCCAGUAUCUAGACAAGAUGACGACAUCAUCGGAAUAUGUUCUGAUAUGUGUGAAAGCGACUAUAGCUGCACAGGUUCUAUGAAAUGUUGCUCUAAUGGUUGUGGACAUGUCUGUAUGGAGCCUCUUACCGAAGAGGUGCAUUCUGGAGAAUGUCCCACCACGUCACCCGACCUGGUUGGAAUAUGUACUGAAUCCUGUACGAACGACGGAGACUGUUCGACGAAUGAAAAAUGUUGCUCAAACGGCUGCGGACACACAUGUAUGGCAGUGAAAGAGGAGGAAACUGCUUCACCCCCAACUAAGUGUUCGCAAUUGAUGUGUAGGAUGUUCUGUCCACUUGGCUUCAAGAAAGAUGAAAAUGGCUGUACAAUGUGCGAGUGCUUAGAGCUGAAUGCCGGUUCGUGUCCGAUUGUUCUUAUAUCCGACGCCAUAUUAGGCACAUGCAGUGAUGAGUGUUCCACAGAUAGUGAUUGUGGGCUAUUCAAAAAAUGCUGCAGUAAUGGUUGUGGACAUUCAUGCCAAUAUCCGAUUGAUUUGCCAACAAAUCCUGGAAAAUGCCCAGCCGUGCAUAUUAGUGAAAGGAAAUUCUGUAUUGAUUAUGUUGACAUUUGUGUGAAUGAUGGUGACUGUGGGUCCGUAGAUAAAUGUUGCUAUGGUCCUUGUGGUCGAAUGUGUAGAGCACCAUCUAAUGAAAUAUCGGACGAAUUAUUAGCCAAUGACAAUGGAUCUGGUGUCAUCGCAGCAUCUUUCGUUACUAUUUGUCUUAUAGUGUUAAGUUCAUUUAUUGCUGUGUAAACCAAAAUAAAGAUGCAGCUUCCUCUAAAAAUAACCUAUGACACUUACAACGAUGUGACAACAGAAUUAAAAGAAUAUUUUUAUAGAACGUGUGGAUAGAUUAUUCGAAAAUAACGAAUAUUUUAGAUUGAAAUAACCGUACAUGAUGGAUUGUAUAUUUUAUACUGUUAAGAGAUAUAGUUUUAAUGAUUUUCUCUAAAUAAUUAUGUUUACAGAAUUAUCAAUACAUACUGGGAAUAAUUAAAGGUUUUAAUAUCAG
Molecule: messenger RNA, 3235 nt
Organism: Anneissia japonica
Lineage: Eukaryota; Metazoa; Echinodermata; Crinoidea; Comatulida; Comatulidae
Product: cysteine-rich motor neuron 1 protein-like
Exons: 27
Coding region: 127-2976 (949 amino acids)
Biological process (GO): innate immune response; antibacterial humoral response
Cellular component (GO): extracellular region
Molecular function (GO): 4 iron, 4 sulfur cluster binding; serine-type endopeptidase inhibitor activity
Source: RefSeq, a predicted model, not a curated record